AUGGAACAAAAGCCUCGCAUAGCUAUUCUACCAAGUCCAGGUAUGGGGCACCUCAUCCCUUUUGUCGAGCUUGCCAAGCUACUUGUUCUUCAUCACGACUUCCAUGUCACAUGUAUCAUUCCCACAUUUGGGCCUCCGUCCAAAGCCAUGAAAGAAGUCCUCGAAGCCUUGCCCACAAGCAUAGACCAUGUCUUUCUUCCUCCAGUGAGCUUGGAUAACCUCGAAGGCGUAAUGCCUGGAAGCCGAAUUAUUCUCACCAUGAAACGUUCACUCCCAUCUCUCCUUGAUGUGUUAAAGUCACUAGUUGCAACAGCUCGGUUGGCUGCUUUUGUGGUUGAUCUUUUUGGGACUGAGGCACUAGAUGUUGCUAAGGAACUCAACAUCUCACCUUACAUUUUCUUCCCCGCAAAUGCUAUGGUUUUGUCUUUGCUUUUGCAUUUGCCAAAGCUUGACGAGACAGUUUCAUGCGAGUAUAGAGACCUAUCAGAGCCAUUGAAAGUUCUGGGGUGCAUACCUAUUCACGGUAGAGAUCUUAUAGAACCUGCUCAAGAUCGAACAAGUGAGUAUUACAAAGAGAUUUUUCGCAUCGGAAAACAACUCCGAUUAACUGAGGGUAUUAUGGUUAAUACCUUCAUGGAAUUCGAAGGAAGUGCUAUAAAAGCUUUCGAAGAAGAAGUAGGAAAAAUCUCACUUUAUCCAGUUGGACCCAUCAUGCAAAUUGGUUCAAGUAAUCAGGUUGAUAGGUCUGAUUGUUUAAGAUGGUUGGACAAUCAGCCAAGGGAGUCUGUCCUAUUUGUUUGUUUUGGUAGCGGUGGAACUCUCUCUUAUAACCAAAUGACUGAGCUAACCUUAGGAUUGGAAUUGGGUGGCCAAAAGUUCUUAUCAGUGGUAAGAAGUCCAAAUGAAUCAGCAAAUGCUGGGUACCUUAAUGACCAAAGCCAUGACAAGAGCCCUCUUGCUUUCUUACCAAAAGGGUUUGUAGAGAGGGCCAAAGGGCAGGGUCUGAUGGUGCCUUGGGCCAAAGGGCAGGGUCUGAUGGUGCCUUCUUGGGCACCACAAGCCCAAGUGCUUAGCCACAGCUCCACUGGUGGGUUCUAAUUAAGUCACUGUGGUUGGAAUUUGACCCUGGAAAGUAUCAUGCAAGCAAUACCAUUUAUUACAUGGCCGUUUUUUGCAGAACAAAAAAUGAAUGCAGUAUUAUUAGGUGAGGAUCUAAAAGUGGCGUUGAGACCUAAAGCUAACGAGAAAGGUUUAGUAGACCGAGAGGAAAUUGCAAAAGUCGUAAAGGAUCUUAUGGUCGGAGAAGGAGGCAAGAAAGUUCAUAAGCAUAUAAAAGACUUAAAGAUUGCUGCUGAGAAAGCACUAAGUGUAGAUGGGUCUUCUACUAGGGCACUCUCUGCAUUAGCAUCCCAAUGGAAAAAUCAACCUUCCUUUUAG
Molecule: messenger RNA, 1437 nt
Organism: Quercus lobata
Lineage: Eukaryota; Viridiplantae; Streptophyta; Magnoliopsida; Fagales; Fagaceae
Product: hydroquinone glucosyltransferase-like
Molecular function (GO): UDP-glycosyltransferase activity
Source: RefSeq, a predicted model, not a curated record